AUGGGUGAAGGGCCUUCCGGGCAGGGCAGCGGCGCGGGGGCGGCCUGGGGCGGGACAAGCCGCGGCGGUAGAGCCUGGAAGAAAGGCAGGGGCGUGGGGGCAGGGGGCCUGGCCACGGGCACGGUCAGGGCCGUGCAGUGCGAGAACCUGGGGUUUCUGUGCGUUCGGGUCCCUGCACAGCCAGCCUCUGAAGGGCCGCGAAUCAGGGGGGUUCUGCGUGAGAGGGAGUGGCCGCCGCGGCGCCAGGCGGCGCCCCCGACCCCUGCCCGGAGCGGGGGCGGGAGUGGGACCGCCUCCGGCCCGGGAUGCGGCAACUCGGCAACUCGGCAACUCGCGCACCUCGCGCACCUCUCCGCAAUACUCUGCACGGACGCGCUUGGGGGUCCCACUGACUUCAGGAAGGACGCGUGCCGCUCUCUUACCGCCAACUCGGCGGCAACUGCUGUUUGCCGCGGUGACCCUUCGCCCGUGACCCUGCGGAGCCUGGAGCGCCCCGGGAAUGGCGUGGAAAGGACGCGGAGCCGGUGGGGCAGCGCGGUGUCCGCGGAGGAGCUGUCCCCGCGGCAGCUGUCCCCGGAGGCGGCGCGUCUGGCGAAGGCCUGGCAGGAGCUCGGCGAGACAGGUUGGUACUGGGGAAGUAUGACUGUUUCUGAAGCCAAGGAGAAAUUACAAGAGGCACCAGAAGGAACUUUCUUGAUUAGAGAUAGUUCGCAUUCAGACUUCCUACUGACAAUAUCUGUGAAAACAUCAGCUGGACCAACUAAUCUGCGAAUCGAAUAUCAAGAUGGGAAAUUCAGACUGGACUCUAUCGUGUGUGUGAAGUCCCAGCUUAAACAGUUUGACAGUGCGGUGCAUCUGAUCGAGUACUAUGUUCAGAUGUGUAAGGACAAGCGGGUGGACCCAGAAGCCCACCGGAGUGGCGCCGUUCACCUUUACCUGACCAAACCGCUGUACACUUCAGCACCACCUCUGCAGCAUCUCUGCAGACUCUCCAUUAACAAGUGCACCAGCGCCGUCUGGGAACUGCCUUUACCGACAAGACUGAAAGAUUACUUGGAAGAAUAUAAAUUCCAGAUAUAA
Pteronotus mesoamericanus is the source of this 1080-nucleotide messenger RNA. RefSeq names its product suppressor of cytokine signaling 2-like. The transcript has 3 exons. Gene Ontology annotation, biological process: phosphatidylinositol phosphate biosynthetic process; intracellular signal transduction. The coding region runs from base 1 to 1080 and encodes 359 amino acids. Gene Ontology annotation, cellular component: phosphatidylinositol 3-kinase complex. NCBI's taxonomy places the organism in Eukaryota, Metazoa, Chordata, Mammalia, Chiroptera, Mormoopidae. Gene Ontology annotation, molecular function: 1-phosphatidylinositol-3-kinase regulator activity. The record is from RefSeq and is a predicted model, not a curated record.